This is a messenger RNA of Drosophila simulans, 1542 nucleotides long. RefSeq names its product gametocyte-specific factor 1 homolog. The coding region runs from base 954 to 1388 and encodes 144 amino acids. The record is from RefSeq and is a predicted model, not a curated record. Lineage: Eukaryota; Metazoa; Arthropoda; Insecta; Diptera; Drosophilidae. The transcript is spliced from 2 exons.
GUAGCAGACCUCGGAGUGCGGGAUGCAGAGCGUCCUAACAAACUGGCAGCCUGUAACAAAAAACGGGAAGAAAGAAAGGGAAAGGCUUUGGUUAGCAUGGAAGUACAUGAAAGAGUUGUUUAGCCGACGCCAUUAUGAGCGGGACUUUUGACUCACAAUUGGAGCUUAUUACUGCUGAAUGAAUGUGCAGAUUUUUAAAGGAUUCCAAAUGGAAUUUCUUUCGGUGCUUUCUCCUCCAACAUGUUGCUGCCACCGAGCUGUUUUUCAUUUUCUCUCCGUCGCCGCCGGCUUCUUGAUUUAUGCGAACUCAUUUUAUUCAUAAAUUUUAAACACGUUUGACGUCGUUGGUCGUUGCUUUGGGGCUAUGGAAAUCGGGUGCUUCUCCCUCUGGUAUGCCGACUGUCUCCGGCUUUUCCGGGGAGCGGGUCGUUGAUUUAUCUGGCCACAUUUCUAAACAAAUAUUUCUGGCCUUUCCGGGCGACCGACGCCAGUGACCCAAGCAAAUUUGGCACGCAAUUAGGCGGCUUUGUUUGUAUUUUUUGGAGCGUCCAGCAUAAAUAAAAGUUUCUUAGGCUAGCCACUUGGAGCUCCCCCCCUGCCGUCAUCCCAGGUCCUGGCAGUAAUAAAUUGAGUGCCACUUCUGACCAGGCCGAGACCAGUAGGCAGUAGGGUGAAAUAAAGUGCUUGAGCGGCAUGCAGAUCAAAUCGUGCUCUAUGGGCUGGGAAAAUGUUUAUUUGUUAACGGUCCAUCAAACAGGAGACUGCUGAAUGUCAACACUGUUCAAAUAUGUGUCAAGUACCUGUCAAAAAACUGUUUGCUUUUCAGAUAAGCAGGCUGUUGUUUGUAACUGAGAGACGCAUAUCAAAUAGAAGCUAUCAAAAUACUGGAAGUUCUCCUUACUUUGAAGUCGGCGAAGGAAGUUUACAGAAGGCUAACGAAACCAGAAGUAAAAAUGUCUGCAGGUCCUGAUGAUUUGGUCGUUUGUCCCUACGAUAGGUCACAUCGCAUAAGGCGGGUCCGCAUGGCCAAUCAUUUGUCGCGUUGUGCCAAGAGCCAUCCAUCGGUCAAGUUAUUCACCUGUCCAUAUAACAGCACCCAUCUGUACACUGCUGCCAACAUGCGGAAUCAUGUCAUCGAGUGCCCGAACUAUUUACCCCAGGAGGGCUGCGUGUUGCCAAGCGUAUUUCCGCCUGCGGAAGAACCGGGUCCGCCUGAAAUUCCGAACGAAACUGAGGAGGACUGGGAUGCUGAGCCACCAGUUCCGACUUAUAAUCCGAAUAUCCACUGUGAGAACAAGCCUAUCAUUCGAAGUCUGCAAGGAGCUCCUCGCGCGGCUCGCCGGGCAUUCCGCGAAAAGGAACGCAAGCGUAUCAUGGAUAUAAUAUAAAAAAAAAUACUGACCGGACUACUGGCAAUGCAAAGUGACCGCCUGGACGGACACAUGGAAAGGAACCCUGUGCCUAGCAGAUAAGAACCCUGAAGGAAUAAGAAACUUGAAGGAUAAUAAAUUCCCCGGACUGAAACAAUUAAUGCAUUUGUCU